Paralichthys olivaceus (Japanese flounder) is the source of this 4387-nucleotide messenger RNA. RefSeq names its product alpha glucosidase 2 (gene gaa2). The record is from RefSeq and is a predicted model, not a curated record. Lineage: Eukaryota; Metazoa; Chordata; Actinopteri; Pleuronectiformes; Paralichthyidae. Gene Ontology annotation, biological process: carbohydrate metabolic process. Gene Ontology annotation, molecular function: carbohydrate binding; alpha-1,4-glucosidase activity.
AAUCCACCACGCGUCCCUCAAACGGCAGCGGUGUAAAUUACGAGGCGCCAGUGAACGUGACAUGGAGAUAAACAGACGCACACUGUUCGAUCCCUUCAGGUUUUUCAGGUUAGCGACGUUACGAAAUACUUCAGCAACGUAACGAUCAUCAGAACUGACAGUCCCGAAGGCUGCUCAGUGUUCCCUCAGCCAAGCUUCAGGAACAUCCAGUCACUCACUUUGACAGACGCAUGCGGCCAGGAUGGUUUCAUACAAGCGACUGAACCCUGAGGAUGUUAAGUUUUCCAGUGCAGUGUUGUCAGAGGAGCCACGUCCCGUCCAAGAAGAAGUUCCUGUGCAGGAGCCAGAGGAAGCCUCGUUGCUCCCACGGUUGCCGUCAUGCUCCGUCACCAAAGGCCUCCUGGUGAUUGGCUGCCUGCUGCUUCUCCUCUUUGGAGGCUGGCUACUGGGCACCAUGUUUUGGCUUCACGGUCCAUCAAACCGAGAGCCACAUAGACCUCUGCCACCUGCCCCGGCAAAGCCCCCUCCAACAGGAGGAAACGACACUGCAGCUGCCUCCCGCCCUGGGGCUUGUAGUAUAAUCCCAGAGGCGCGUAGGUUCGAUUGCUACCCUGAGAGAGGGGUGGUGGUGACCAGAGAGAUGUGUGAGGCAAGGAACUGUUGCUUUAUCCCUGCUUCCUCUCCGUCCUCUUCUGCCACCCACCCAUCAGGGGGAAAUGGUAUCCCCUGGUGUUUCUAUCCUGUGGAUUUCCCCUCCUACUCGCUCGUGUCAAUUAACGACACAUCCCUGGGGCAGAAAGGUACGCUCGUGAGGGAGAUAAAGACCUAUUACCCAGCAGACAUUCUCACUCUAGAGGUCGAUAUACGCCAUGAGACGGACACACGGCUGCAUGUCAGGAUAACCGACCCUUCUGAUGCAAGGUUUGAAGUCCCAAUCUCUGUCCCCACUGCCACCAAGAAAGCACAAAGUCCUGACUAUGUUGUCGAGCUUUCAAAAGAGCCAUUUGGUCUCAUUGUGAAGAGAAGCUCGACCGGAGCAGUUCUUCUGAACACCACAGUGGCUCCUCUCUUCUAUGCCGAUCAAUUCCUCCAGUUCUCCACCUCCCUGCCCAGUCAGUUCAUCUACGGCCUGGGGGAACAUCGCUCCACCUUCCUUCAUGACAUCCACUGGAACACGCUCACCAUGUGGGCCAGAGACGUCCCUCCUACGGAACAGACAAACCUGUACGGAGCCCAUCCUUUUUACCUGGUAAUGGAGGACGGAGGGAAUGCACACGGCUUCUUCCUGCUCAACAGCAACGCGAUGGAUGUGGCCCUCCAGCCGUCCCCAGCUCUGACCUGGCGUACUAUUGGAGGAAUCCUCGACUUUUAUGUUUUCCUCGGUCCUGAUCCUGGUUCAGUUAUUGAACAGUAUGUGGAAGUCAUAGGAUUCCCGGCAAUGCCCAUCUACUGGGCUUUAGGAUACCACCUCUGUCGCUGGGGUUACAACACAAGUAACUCUACCUUGGAGGUUGUCAAGAAGAUGAGGAGUUAUGGGAUGCCUCAGGACGUCCAGUGGAAUGACAUCGACUACAUGGACCAAUAUUUGGACUUUACGUUUGACUCAACAAAGUUUGCAACGCUGCCUGACCUGGUCAAGGAUCUGCACGCUCAUGACCAGCGCUAUGUCAUGAUCCUGGACCCGGGUAUCAGCAGCACUCAGCCUGAGGGCUCGUACUGGCCGUUCGAUGAAGGACUGAAGAGAGGAGUUUUUAUUAAGGACACUGAAGGAAAGACACUCAUUGGGAAGGUGUGGCCUGGUUUGACAGCAUAUCCUGACUUCUCUGACGAUGUGACACAUGAGUGGUGGUAUGAAAACCUCCAGAGGUUCCACGAUCAAGUGCCAUUCGAUGGAUUAUGGAUUGACAUGAACGAGCCGUCAAAUUUCCUGGAUGGAUCCACUAAUGGCUGUCCAUCAAACAGUCUUGAGAAUCCUCCUUAUACACCUGGUGUACUUGGAGGUUUGCUGAGAGCAAAGACUGUAUGUGCCACUGCACAACAAAAGCAGUCUAUACACUAUAAUAUGCACAGUCUGUAUGGACUCAUGGAAGCUAAAGCAUCUGCCAGCGCUCUGAAGAGGAUCGUUGCAAAAAGACCUUUCGUGAUUUCUCGUUCCACCUUCCCCAGUCAGGGGAAGUAUUCUGGUCACUGGCUGGGAGACAACAGGAGCCAAUGGAGAGAUCUUUACACCUCAAUAUCAGGCAUGUUGACCUUUAACCUCCUGGGCAUCCCGCUGGUGGGAGCAGAUAUCUGCGGCUUCAGCGAGGAGCCGCAGGAGGAGCUGUGUGUCCGCUGGACGCAGCUCGGAGCUUUUUACCCCUUCACACGCAACCACAACGCCAUCGACAUGCAGCCUCAGGAUCCAACAGUUUUCAGUCCUCUGGCUCGUACCGCCAUGAAACAGGCUCUGCUGCUGCGUUACUCCCUUUUCCCAGUCCUCUACACUCUCUUUCAUCACGCACACGCACACGGACACACUGUCGCACGGCCGCUGAUGUUUGAGUUUCCAAGAGAUGUAAGAACCUAUGGGAUUGACAAACAGUUCCUGUGGGGGAAGAGUUUGUUGGUGACACCAGUGUUGGAUCCUGGAGUCGAUUAUGUGGAUGGUUACUUCCCAGAGGGUCUGUGGUAUGACUACUACACUGGUGAUUCUCUGCGCAGUAAAGGUGAAGAGGUUCAACUUCAGGCACCUCUGGACAAGAUCAACUUACAUUUACGUGAAGGAUCGAUUUUACCAACACAGGUUCCCAAUCUGACGCUGUGGGUGAGCACCACUCAGCCUCUCCACCUGGUCUCAGCUCUGUCGGACGACGGUUCAGCCGCUGGAGAUUUGUUCUGGGACGAUGGCGAGAGCAUCGACACGUUCGAGAGCGACAGUUAUGCCUACCUGAUCUUCAGUGUCACUCAGAACGUGAUGACGUCGCAGGUGCUCCACAGCAACAUCAAGGCCACGGACAUCAGCGUGGAGUCGGCCACCUUCUACGGUGUGAAGGAGAAGCCGAGCAGAGUUUCGGUGAACUCCCUCGACGCACCGUUCACAUACAGAGCCAACCAGGUGUUGACAGUUUCAGAUCUUGGUCUCAACCUCAGCCGGAACUUCACCAUCAGCUGGAUGUGAUGACAUUUGAAUGAGUGAUGCUUUUCUUUGUUUUGGCUCUUCAAUCCAGAACAUUGGACGCAAUAAAAUAACCUUGAGUGCUGAUUAUGAACUUUGAAGAGUGACGCAACACCAGGCUGAGAAGCAGCGUUCCGCGUCUGCUCCAAUUUACCUGUAAUCACACGCAACCGUGACGUCGACACCUGAACAUCACUGCAAUCACCAUUUUUAGUUUUUAACUAAUUCAGUUCGUGUUCAUUUUAUUCAUCGUGCAACAUCGUCCUCAAACUGACUGAAGCUUCUCUGUGUGCAUUGCAAACACACUAAUAAGGCAUCAAUGUGAAAUCACUGAGCUACAGUAGUUUAGACACUGUUUUAAAUAUCUGACAUCAGUAACACUCGCUGAGGAAUCCUCUGAUUCAAAAAAAUCUGCUUUGCUCUGUAAAUUACCUUCAUUUUUAGCUCAGUUUGAUCGACUCAGCACUUAAAAGAAUUUAAUUCGCAGAAAGAUGACGUGCAAUAAAUAGAAGAGACGAUGAUCACCCUCCUGAAAAUGUGAAGGAGCCUGAUGUAGUAGAUUCUCUGUGCUUUAAUGCUGCUUACAGCCAAUUUUUGCACUAAUUGUUUCUGCAGUAUUGUAAAGAAUGACACAGGUGCCUUACGAUUCCUGUUUGUGUGUUUUUGAGCGUUGCUGGGUUUGUUCCCUUCUGAUCUUUUAUUCAGUGCAGGAGACCAUUGUAGUGCUUUGCCUGAAGACGUCUCCAGAACUGUGAAAUUACACUUGCGUCAGCUGUAACUGUUCUGUAGACGUACUGUGACGCUUCUGUGAAACUGCAACCAAAGCCUGGAGCUGGAAACAUUUUCAUGAGCUGGUUCGGGAAAGUUUUCAAGCUCAGUAACAUUAAUUCUGCCUAAAUUUGACCGUGACGCUGUGGAAACGUGAUCUGAAUUCAUGGAUUUUCUGCACCUUGUGCAACAUUUCAUUAGAGGGAUCAUCAGUGCAUGUGUAAAGUAAACUACAAACAUUUCUAAGCAUGUAAAGAGAAUAUUUUACUGUCACGUGUGUAAUUGUAACUCGACAAUCGUGAAACUGACAGUUCGCAGUGUUGACUCAUGAAGCUUUGUGUUUUUAGAGUUUUGCUGGAUCUGAUAUUUUGAUUUUACUGUUUAUUUUAAUGUCACUUGUUUAAAGUGUUUUGAGUCCUGAUGUGAUCGGAUGAUUACAUCUGAAUAAAUUAUAUUUUGAUCUUG